This is a messenger RNA of Monosiga brevicollis MX1, 2244 nucleotides long. RefSeq lists its product as uncharacterized. The record is from RefSeq and is a predicted model, not a curated record. The transcript has 8 exons. The coding region runs from base 1 to 2244 and encodes 747 amino acids. Lineage: Eukaryota; Choanoflagellata; Craspedida; Salpingoecidae.
AUGGUUCGCCAUCUGGCUGCUUGUCAUGGUCACGAGGUCGUCGUUGGCUCAGCCAGCUGUGGUAUCCAUCCUGCACCCCAAGGAGGCACCAGUCCUUGCUCCGCGGCGCCCUGCCCCAAAGGCAAACGAGCCCAGACUUCGAACCAGCGCGCCAUCGAUGCCCCGUGCCGUCCCUCUGACAACUGCGGCCCCGCCGGCACUCUUUUUCCUGGCCCCGCACAAGAGCGGGAGUAUGUUUGUGCAAGACGUGCUCAAGCGCCUCGUCGACCAUCUCGACGCCUGCUGGCAUCGGAUUGCUCAACAGAGCUUUGCAGGAGUGUGCGCCGACUACAAACGGUCAUGACGCAGAGUCCUGUGGCCUUACAGCGCCACAGCGAAAUGCCGGCUGCCCUGCACGGUUUUAUUUAUGGGCCUAUUCGCAUCAACGUUCUGCCAUUGGCCGUCUUCGACCAGCUGCAGGCAGCUGGCUACAACGUGACAAUUGUGCUCCACCACCGGCACCCGUUGGAUCAGAUCGUCAGCGAGUUUUGGAGCUUUGGCUACACCCACCCACCACCCAAUGCUCGUACCCGGACGGCCGAGCAGCUUCAGCUGGUAAACACCCCCACCACAGCGCCCUCAGUCCCUGCGCCCUUUGCGUCCACUGCCGUCUCAUGCCGAACCUAUUUGGACGCGAGGUGCUGCCCUCUGCUUGCCAUACCUCAGGCCGCUACGGUCUUUGUAUUUGAUCGCAAGGCUCUCAACCACGAUAAGAGUGUCUCAAAGGCCGAUCGUGAAGCCAUCUUAGCGGUGCUCCGCCGUGGCGCUCUUCAACUGGGCAAGCUGCAUCACCCCUACGUGGUCAAAGUGUGCAUGCCCCUGCAAGAAACCAAGGACUGGCUGGCCUUUGCCACUGAGCCACUGCUAGCCAGCCUUGCCCACGCUUUGCGUCCCACUCUCCCCCAAGUACAUGAUUUGCUGCCAUAUGCUCUGCCCUGUGUGUGCUGUCCGUUCCCGGUCGACCGAAAGACCGGGUGCAGCGUCAUCCCGAUUUGCUCGCUUCGACCGUUUCCACACUCGAGCUUACGGCUUGACCUGAUGCGUCAGGAUGGCCAGCCAGCGGUUUUGCCGGCAGACCUGUCCACGGUCGAACUGGACAUGGGCUUUGUUCAGCUCAUGCCAGGCCUGGCCUUGGAAAGCCGAGAUAAGGUUAUGGCACCGUUUGUCUUGCCGAGUAUCUUUGCCGUGGCCCAGCUCGUGACGCCCGAGGAAUAUGAAGAGGAGCUAUGGCCAGCCAUCGAACCCUUGCUCCACAUCCACGACCCGAUCCAGGUGCGAACAUGUUGCAAGAGGCUUGUGCGACACUUGAGCGCAGCCAAGGACAUGCUCAUUGGUGUGCCUCGGUCGUCUGGGUGGGCUACGCUGCAGUCUUUGGGUGAGCUGCCGAAUUUUGCGCACGUCAUUGGCUAUGACGCCCUCAAGUCUGAAAUUUUGCCUCGGAUCGAGUUGGGCAAGAUGUUCAAAUUGGUGCGGGGCAUGCUCGAUGUGGUCCAAGCGGCUCGAUUGGAAGAGGCCCACCGUGUUGAAACCCUAUCAAGCCUAACGGCUGAAGCUGGUACAGCUGGAGCUGGUGCAGCAGGGGCCGCGGCCAAGUCUGUGAGCCAAAGUGGUGAUCAUGACUUUCUCGCCCAGCUUUCUCAGGCUUCAUCGGCGCAUUCGAGUGAAAGCAGCGUGAGCAAGCCUGCCGCCGUGGCGAACGGCGCUGAAAAGGGCAGGAGCGCGGGUGACGUCGACCUCUUGGGGUGGACUUCCGCUGCCUCGGCCUCAGCCCCAACAUUUUCCUCAGUGCCAGGACAGAACCCAUUUGGCUCGGAUCCGGCUGGGUCGUCUGUAAUGGAUCGCAAUGGCACGACCUCCGCCGCACAUGGCGCAAACGAUUGGGCAUUUGGGUCCAACCCUGCGCCUGCUGCCUCCGCCUCAGGCCCAAUUCCUCAAAUGCAAAACCCCUUUGCUUCCACGGCAACCUCAACAUUGUCGAAUGACUUUGAUUUGCUGGGCUUUGGUUCUAGCGGGCCUGCUGCACCCAGCUCGACCGCGGCUCCAGCACUCGAUACUGGUACAGAUGUGUUUUUCUCAGGCCUUGGGGCCUCGACGGCCUCGUCCUAUGUCCCGCCCACUGUGCCGACCUCGAGCUUUGGUGCUUCAUCCACGGCGGCUCCCAGCAAGAGCAAAGUAGAUCUCAGCGAGUUUGACGUUUUUGCUUGA